Messenger RNA from Triticum turgidum subsp. durum (durum wheat), 1176 nucleotides. The record is from the annotation of a GenBank genome assembly. NCBI's taxonomy places the organism in Eukaryota, Viridiplantae, Streptophyta, Magnoliopsida, Poales, Poaceae.
AUGGCGUCCUCUCUCCUCACCACCCCGUCCCAGACCCUCGCCCCCACGCCCGCCGCGGCGCGCGCCCGCGGGUACUCGCCGGGGGCGGCCCAGGUGUCCUUCUCCUCGCCCCGCCUCCCGAGCCGCCGCGCGCUGCGCGUGCGCGCGUCGGUCGCGAUCGAGAAGGAGGUGCCGGAGAACGAGGCGCCGACGACGUUCCUGCGGGAGGACGGCUCCGGGGCCGGGUCCGGGUCCGUGCGCGAGCGGUUCGAGGGCAUGAUCCGGCGGGUGCAGGGGGAGAUCUGCGCCGCGCUCGAGGAGGCCGACGGCAGCGGGAAGCGGUUCGUGGAGGACGUCUGGUCGCGCCCCGGGGGCGGCGGGGGCAUCAGCCGGGUGCUCCAGGACGGCAACGUGUUCGAGAAGGCCGGGGUGAACGUGUCCGUCGUCUACGGGGUCAUGCCCCCGGACGCCUACCGCGCGGCCAAGGGUGCCGCGAAGAACGGGGCGGCCGAUGGGCACAAGGCUGGGCCUGUGCCCUUCUUUGCCGCUGGCAUCAGCUCGGUUCUUCAUCCCAAGAACCCAUUUGCUCCAACAUUGCAUUUCAACUAUCGUUAUUUUGAAACAGAUGCACCAAAAGAUGUACCUGGUGCACCAAGGUCAUGGUGGUUUGGAGGUGGUACUGAUUUGACUCCUUCCUAUCUCAUUGAAGAGGAUGUGAAGCAUUUUCAUUCUGUUCAGAAACAAGCUUGUGAUAAGUUCGAUCCAAGUUUUUACCCAAGAUUCAAAAAAUGGUGCGAUGAUUAUUUCUAUAUUAAGCAUCGUAAUGAGAGACGUGGGCUUGGCGGAAUAUUUUUUGAUGAUCUUAACGAUUAUGACCAAGACAUGCUUCUGAACUUUGCUACAGAGUGUGCCGGUUCUGUAAUUCCUGCAUACAUACCCAUCAUAGAACGUCGCAAAGACACUCCAUUCAAUGAGGAGCAGAAGGCAUGGCAGCAAGUGCGGAGAGGUCGCUAUGUGGAGUUCAACCUUGUCUACGAUCGUGGCACCACAUUUGGACUCAAGACCGGGGGAAGGAUCGAAAGUAUACUUGUCUCCUUACCACUCACUGCACGAUGGGAGUAUGACCAUAAACCUGAGGAAGGGAGCCAAGAGUGGAAGCUUCUCGACGCGUGCAUAAAUCCAAAGGAGUGGCUCUGA